Messenger RNA from Osmia bicornis bicornis, 1123 nucleotides. RefSeq names its product deoxynucleotidyltransferase terminal-interacting protein 2. The record is from RefSeq and is a predicted model, not a curated record. The transcript has 3 exons. Gene Ontology annotation, biological process: RNA processing. Gene Ontology annotation, cellular component: nucleolus. Gene Ontology annotation, molecular function: RNA binding. Bases 246 to 1025 code for a protein of 259 amino acids. Lineage: Eukaryota; Metazoa; Arthropoda; Insecta; Hymenoptera; Megachilidae.
UCUUCUGACAAUUUUUCUUGUCCAUUGUUUGCAAUAUUAAAAUCGUUACACUUUAAUAUACUUGUGCGUUCAAAAUUUUUAAGGAUUACUCGAUCAAGUACUCGAUUUUUCUGUGCAUUUCUAUCGAAAAAAGCGCCUUUUUCUUUUCGGUCUGAACUUGUUGCGAAAGAUACCCAUCAAUAUAACAUUUCAAAGUUACGGAGUAAAGGGAUUUGCCUGUUUCUUUUUUGUUUUAUUUUGCAGUAAUGGAUAUUAUUGUAGACACCACAGGUCAGACAGAUUUAUUAACAAGAGAUCGUUUAGUAUACAGUGACGAUGAUGAUUUCGACUUUGAAGAUACAGGUACUCAGCGGAGAAAGUUUUUUGAUAUUGAGGAAAAUUUACUAGAAAAUGACGUUCGAAAGAAAAAGAUGACAUUCAAUGUGUCAAAAGACAUUAAUCUCGAUGAAUUCGAAAGUGAAAUGGGAUGGUCAAAUACUGCUCGACGAGAUAAAAAUAAUAAAACGGCCCCAAAUGUGAUAGCUUUAAAACAAGAAGUAAUGGCAAUAGAUGCCAUUGUGAAAAAUAGUGUUAUCAAACCUGGGUCGGAGCAAUUAAAAUAUGUACAUAACGUACACGUAAGCAAAAGAAAACUGCAAGCUAGAAAACAUAGAGAACGGGCUAAAACCAAGGGUACAGGCUGGUUUAAUAUGCCUGCUCCUGAAAUAACUCCAGAAAUUAAACACGAUCUUCAAGUUCUUCAAAUGAGAUCGGUAUUAGAUCCAAAACAUUUUUACAAAAAGAACGAUCUGAAAGUUUUGCCAAAAUACUUUCAAAUUGGUAAAGUUGUCGAUACACCUUUGGAUUAUUAUUCCGGACGUCUUACGAAGAAAGAACGUAAAAAGACAAUUGUGGACGAACUGAUGGCUGAUGCUGAAUUUUCCAAAUAUAAUAAACGUAAAUAUAAGGAGAUCAUUGAUGAAAAGAAGAAGUCGCAUCAUAAAGCUCAUAAGCGUGCAAAGAAACUUAAAGGAAAGAAAAAAUGAUGCUUGUCAUUCCCCCUGUGACCUCGAUGGAAGCACCAUUGAUAUAGGAACUUUUACUAGAUGCUAAAAAUACAAUAACUUCUGCUACUUCUUCCGGC